AAUAAAGUUUAUGGGAUCCCCUUUUCCAGAAGACCCUAUAAAACUCAUUCCCAGCUCCCCCAAGCCCCAUUUGGGGGGGUCCAAACCCCCCGAAUUCGGGGCUUGUGGGGCCAAACCCGCCUUGAGCUUUGUGGGGUUUGUAAAGGAUCCGUGCCCCCCUCUUCCCCCGGCGGUUUUGGGGUCGGAGCUUUGCGGGGUUUGUGGGACUGGGGAAGGAUCCGCUCUCCCUCUGCCCCCGGCGGUUUUGGGGUCGGCGGGGCCCCGCGGGGCCGGGGCGGGGCCCCCCCGUUCCCGAUAAGGGCCGGGCACGGAUCCGCCCCUCCCGGCCCGAAUAAAGCGCUGAUCUCAUGCCCCGCGCGGCCCCAGAGCCUUGGGAUCGGCCCCGGCUUUGGGAUCGCCUUUGGGAUCGGCCCCGGGGCUCCGGGAUCGGCCCCGGCUUCAGGAUCCGCUGUAGGAGCCCCCCCAGGGCUUUGGGAUCGGCCGCGGGAUCAGCCCCGGCGGUCGGGAUCGGCCCCAGGUCCCCGCGGCCAUGACGCCGUACCGGCAGGAGCUGGAGAAGUACCGCGACAUCGACGAGGACAAGAUCCUGCAGGAGCUGUCCCCGGAGGAGCUGGCCCAGCUGGACGCCGAGCUGGCCGAGAUGGACCCCGAGAACGUGCUGCUGCCCGCGGGGCUGCGCCAGCGCGACCAGACCCACAAGAGCCCCACGGGACCGCUGGACCGGGACGCGCUCCUGCAGCACCUGGAGCGGCAGGCGCUGGAGGCCGAGGAGCGCCAGGACCUCGUGCCCUUCACCGGCGAGAAAAAAGGGAAGCCGUUUGUCCCCAAGGCGGCGGCGCCGGCGCUGCCGCGGGAGGAGCAGGUGACGCUGGAGCCGGAGCUGGAGGAGGCGCUGGCCAACGCCACCGAGGCCGAGAUGUGCGACAUCGCCGCCAUCCUGGGCAUGUACACGCUAAUGAGUAACAAGCAGUACUACGAUGCCAUCUGCAGCGGGAACAUCUGCAACACGGAGGGCAUCAACAGCGUGGUGCAGCCGGACCGGUACCGGCCGGUGCCGGACGAGCCCCCGAACCCCACGGACGUGGCCGAGACGCUGCAGCGGCUGCAGGACAACGACCCCGCGCUGCAGGACGUCAACCUCAACAACAUCAAGGACAUCCCUGUCCCCACGCUCGAGGCCAUCUGUGAGGCCAUCAAGACCAACACCCACGUGCGCAGCCUCAGCCUGGUGGCCACGCGCAGCAACGACCUGGUGGCCAACGCGGUGGCCGAGAUGCUGGAGCAGAACCAGAGCCUGCAGAGCCUCAACCUCGAGUCCAACUUCAUCACCAGCGCGGGCAUGCUGCGGCUGCUGGCGGCCAUCGGGCACUGCCCCACGCUGAGCGAGAUCCGCGUGGACAACCAGUGCCAGCGCCUGGGGGACACGGUGGAGAUGGCCAUGGCAGCCACCCUGGAGCAGUGUCCCUCCCUGCUGCGCUUCGGGUACACCUUCACCCUGCAGGGCCCGCGGGCGCGCGCCGCCGCCGCCCUCACCCGCAACAACGAGCUCCGUCGCCAACAGAAGAAAUCCUGAAGAUCCCCCCGUGCCCGCCCCGAGCUCAGGAACCGCUGGGAAUAAAGUGGAAAAAUUGUGGAAAGUGGUCCCAAAAAAUUCCCACUUUAUUCCCGGGGCUCUGGGG
This is a messenger RNA of Haemorhous mexicanus (house finch), 1679 nucleotides long. RefSeq names its product tropomodulin 4 (gene TMOD4). Gene Ontology annotation, molecular function: tropomyosin binding. Gene Ontology annotation, cellular component: striated muscle thin filament; myofibril. The record is from RefSeq and is a predicted model, not a curated record. The transcript is spliced from 10 exons. Gene Ontology annotation, biological process: muscle contraction; pointed-end actin filament capping; myofibril assembly. The coding region runs from base 530 to 1573 and encodes 347 amino acids. Lineage: Eukaryota; Metazoa; Chordata; Aves; Passeriformes; Fringillidae.